UUCAGAUCGGCUGGAAGGAUCAGUACAUACCAUAUCCACUCAGGGAGAGAGGGGCUGGCAGUUCAUUCAUUUGAAAAGGUUCCACUCACUUCAAAAGGCUACAUUAAUUGAGAAGGUGUGGAUGAUCUGAAAGCACUCUUUCCUUCGUGGGGAAACGCUACGAUUUAAAACGCGAAGUGAACCAGGCAGCUUAUUCCCCUGGAUUCCGGAAUGCGUAAAAGCACCUGAUGGGAUGCACAAUAAAAUAGGCACAAUUCUACGUUGGCUAAAUAACUCUUCUUCUACAUCGUGGAUAAUAUGAAAAUGACUAUCAUAACUCCAUUGUUUCUGCUCUGCUUGACAUUGUUGGUCGGCACAACCGAGAGUGUGGCAGAGAUAUGCAGGGGAACGCACUGUUUCAGCUCAGAGGACUGGACCAGACCUUGUACAGGGGCGCAUUGCCAGCGGCGAACGGACGCAGCACCCCAACACUUAAACCCCGUAAUGCAAGACAGGCAAGCGUUUGUUAAGCCCCUUUACCAGGAUGCCCAUACUAAACAUCAGACCAGAAGUGCACAGGUACCAUACACUAUCAUUCAACCACAUCGUGGUGGCACGGCCACAAGCGACACGCAGAAAGAAAACCCAAGGUCCAUUACCGCGGAGGUGUACCACCCCGGGUGCAAAGGAGGGAAUUGUCAAGCUUCCCAGCCGCGACCAACGAGAACUGAGAGUGUCCCCCGGGAAUGCAAAGGGAUUGAAUGUAAACUGCCACUCAGGAUGCGACCCAAGCCGAAGCCUCAACCGUGCAUUGGCGACAGUUGUGUCACUGGUGGUGGCGAAGACCCGAGAGGGCAGCAGCCCCCCCUGGUUCAUGACAGAGCGGCGCAAUUUCUUGGAGAAUUUCCGGAGUUUGGAUCAGAACGUGGUUCAUCGCCUCUUGGAAUACAGUUGACAUGCGACAUCAAACCAGGCAACAAUGAGGUGCCCUCGGAGGACACCCUGGUGCUGCAGCUGCGUCUGGCCAAGGGCCAGGAGAAGCUGGUGGAGGCACUGAAGGGCCAGCAGGAAGAGAUCAGGGAGCUGCAGAGCAGACUGAGCCAACAGCAGGGGACGCUGAUCAGCCAGCAGAGAGAGAUCCUGGAGGAGCAGAGCAGACUGAGCCAACAGAUGGACCAGGUCAAGGCCCAGUAUGGCCUACUCCUAGAGAAUGUCAAGCAGAUGUCCUUCCAGGGCAUGCAGGAGGAGCUAGAGAGCCACAUGGUGGCCCUCAGAGGCCAGGCCAGAGCCCAUCACACCCAGGCCUACGCUGUGCACAAGGUGGACAUGGAGGCCAGAGUGAUGGAUGUAGACCUCCCCGUGUUGGCCUGCAGGUCCUGUGGACCGGAGGAGUACUGCGACUUCAGGACAGGUCGGCCGCAAUGUGAGAGGUGCACCAUCUGUCCAGCGGGCUUCUUCCUGGUGUCCCAGUGCUCCAUCCAUGCUGACAGGAUAUGCCAGGACAGAGAUGAAUGCCUUGAAGUAGCAAACCUGUGUUCAGAACAGAAGAAAUGUCUAAACACGCCAGGUGGAUUCAGGUGCCAGGGCUUGUCUGACAGAGAGGCCAGCACAGGCUUGUGUGGACACGCCUACUUCUACAACUCGGAGAUGGAGGAGUGUCAGGCCUGUCAGGAGUGUGAGGUGGAGCAAGUGGCCACACCCUGCACCUUCACGAGUGACACCAUCUGCUCCACCCCCUCCUCCACUGACAGCAGCAGGCUGUCCCUGUCCUGGGCUGGGGUUGUGACCCUGCCUCCUACCAAGAGCCACGCCCCUGGUCACGCCUUCCCCAACCUGCAGCUCCACAUCCAUGGGCGGGGCGACAGCAAUCUGCUGGCCACCGAAGACGGCCAUCUGGUGCUGCGACAGCACGGCCUUGUGUGGGCAGACGAGAACUUGGCCCUGAGCCAUGGAUGCCGCAGUUUCGUCCAAGUGUGUCUGCAGCUUAACACCAGUGACCUGACCGAGGGGCGGGACCUUAGUGGGGUCAGGGUGGAGCAGCGGGAAGUUAAGUCGCUCCAGAGUGCCAGUGUCAGUGGGGUGGCAGAAGUUGCUCCAGGAAGUAUGCUCUCCCUGCUCCUCAGGAGUGCCAGCCACCAUUGCAACCACACAAGCGAUGGCCUGCACCUCCAUGACCCAUCUGUGGCCCCUCUCAGUCUCUUCUGGCUGUCCCACGAUACCGGUGCCGUUGCCAUGACUGCGCAGGCAGUGUCAUCGGCACACUACCACACCAACUACCGGCCCGCCUUCAAGACCACGUCCACCUCUGACCCGUACGUUGUGGGGCUGACUCACGAUGGGCGUGGAGUGCGCUUCACCGAAAGUGGCACAGUGCGCUUUGUGUUCCAACAGGCACUCUACUCCAUGGGCCAGGCGUGCGUGACGGAAGGCUUUCACCUGCUGGCCUACCUCAACCACAAUGGUAGCAGCAUGGAGCUGGCUCAAACAUAUAAGACUGGUGUCCACUAUCGCGACACGUCCAUCUCCCUGUCGGCUGCUACCAUGGUCGGCCCCGGCGAUACUCUGGGCUUUGAGAUCCUCUCCCCGGGGCAGUGCAACAUUCGCUACUUCGGUGACGACUCCGGCAUCAGCGCCCUCAGUUUGGUGUGGAUCCCCACUGCCAUCUCCUCCGCCCUCUCCGCCUCCGUGGCACGCACAGGCUUGCCCUCCGGAGCGGUUCGCAACAAGCCCUUGUAUUUCCGCCAGGUGAGCCCCCACAUGCCGCAGAUGCAGGUCGGGCUUCCAGGGAAGGGUCGCGCUGAACAAGGACGUGAGUUUGUCUUCACGGAGAGCGGGACAGCCAGCUUUGCACUGGACCUGAAGCUGAUCCACUCCUGCAACCCGGUUAAAAUCACCCUGCUCCGACAUAGAGGCGAGGGGGCAGGGGAGGAGGGCAAGCCAGUGCCCCUGGCCCAGCAAUUCGGGGGCCAGAUGCCAGAGGGCAGUGGGUGGGCAAGUGUGGGGCUGCGGGCCUCCUUCCAGGUCCACAAUGGCACAGCGGUUUUUGUCACAUUGGACUGCGUGCGAGGACGCAUCAAUCAGAUCAGUCAUCAGGCGGGGAGCGGCGUCUCUAUACUGUGGGUGGCAGCGUAGCUUAGUGGUUAGAGCGUUAGUUCGAAUCCCCCAGCUGACAAGGUACAAAUCUGUCGUUCUGCCCCUGAACAGGCAGUUAACCCACUGUUCCUAGUCCGUCAUUGAAAAUAAGAAUUUGUUCUUAACUGACUUGCCUAGUUAAAUAAAGGUAAAAAAAUUUAAAUAAAUAUCACUAGACUAGAAACACCAAACUAACAAUACCUAAAGCAUGGUUUACCGAAUGUUUUACUACUUCAAUUAGCCUUUGUUCAACAAAAUUGGCCAAUUUUAGCAUGGUUUACGUCAUGUAUAAAACGUACCCUUACAUAUACUUACUUAAAAUACACCAAAGGAUGGUUUUGGUGAGUAGCAGAGAGAAUAUUUAAGCUUUAUGGUCUUUUAUGCAUAUUCUAUACUGUAUUUUGAUAUUAUAAGGAUGCUAGAAUUAGCAUUGUUAUUCAACAAUUCUUGGUAUGAACCUUCUUUCAUGUUGACAUUUGCUGGGCGCAUAUCUUGUAUUUACAGUGUAUAAUUGAGUUACUGCAUUGACGCCAGAGCUUUAUAGAAGAUACUUAAAAUUCUUUUUGCUUUCAUCAAGGAUAAUUUUGCAGGGCUGGUUUUACUCUGAAGUGUGUUAAGAACAUAUGUUUUAGGUUAGCCGCCAUUUUGUAAACGUGAGAGUGUCCGCUGUAUGCCUUAGUUAAUGACCAUCUUCAGGAGACCCAGAAAGGGUUUGUACACUCGUGUGGAGGUCCGCUUGUGUUAGACCAGCACACAAAGAAGUGUGCAUUAUCACGGGUUUAGAAUUAUACAGAGUUCUGUAGGCAGUGACUUCCUUCAUCCACUAUUUAGACCAGAAAUUAUGCCACCAGCCAAAGUGGCAGUCUUUAAUGUCAUAAUACAUACUUUGUAAAUAUUAAAACAGAAAACACUGAUUAUGACACCAAACCUCAUUCUUAUUAAGUCACCUGCAUUGCUUGCUGUUUGGGGUUUUAGGUUGGGUUUCUGUACAGCACUUUGAGAUGGGCUUUAUAAAUAAAUUUGAUUUAAACACUCACUGCUUUAAAAAACGCACAAGACUGUAGGCUAUAUAUUUUAAUAAUGGUUGAAAGGUUGUUAUAUAUUUAAGCAUUUAAUGCCCGAGGGGGUGUGGCAUA
Molecule: messenger RNA, 4247 nt
Organism: Oncorhynchus masou masou (cherry salmon)
Lineage: Eukaryota; Metazoa; Chordata; Actinopteri; Salmoniformes; Salmonidae
Exons: 5
Coding region: 298-3111 (937 amino acids)
Molecular function (GO): heparin binding; calcium ion binding; protein binding
Source: RefSeq, a predicted model, not a curated record